This is a messenger RNA of Mauremys reevesii (Reeves's turtle), 2632 nucleotides long. It is a transcript of the gene SLC6A9, whose product is annotated as solute carrier family 6 member 9. The record is from RefSeq and is a predicted model, not a curated record. The transcript is spliced from 14 exons. Gene Ontology annotation, cellular component: plasma membrane. Lineage: Eukaryota; Metazoa; Chordata; Testudines; Geoemydidae. Bases 289 to 2178 code for a protein of 629 amino acids. Gene Ontology annotation, biological process: neurotransmitter transport; synaptic transmission, glycinergic; sodium ion transmembrane transport. Gene Ontology annotation, molecular function: glycine:sodium symporter activity.
AAGCCGCCGCGAAGCAGCCGCUGCGUCCCCAGCGGAGCCCGGGCGGGGAAGGAGCAGCGGGGCCCGCGGGCUGGACCGGGGCUGACGCAACGUCCGCGCGGGGAUCCACCUGGCCGGGCUGCGAGCCGGCCCCGGGCGGCAUGGAGAAGCUCUCUCCUGCGCUGCCUGUGGACUGAAUCACUUGGUGCCGACGUGUCCGUGCCAGCCGGGGUGCAGCCAGCGAGACGGAGAGUGGGCAGGCGGGAGCCCCCGUGGCGGGCUGCACAGAACACGCCCGAGCCCCCAGCCAUGGCGGAUAAAUGCAGCGGGGGGUUACUGAACGGCGCCGUCCCCGGGGAGGCCACCAAGCGAGACGAAAAUGUGAAACGGGGCAACUGGACCAACCAGAUUGAGUUUGUGCUGACGAGUGUGGGCUACGCCGUGGGGCUGGGCAACGUGUGGCGCUUCCCCUACCUCUGCUACCGCAAUGGGGGAGGAGCCUUCAUGUUCCCCUACUUCAUCAUGCUGGUCUUCUGCGGCAUCCCCCUCUUCUUCAUGGAGCUCUCCUUCGGGCAGUUCGCCAGCCAGGGCUGCCUCGGCGUCUGGAGGAUCAGCCCCAUGUUCAAAGGCGUGGGCUACGGGAUGAUGGUGGUCUCCACGUACAUUGGCAUCUACUACAAUGUGGUGAUCUGCCUGGCCUUCUACUACUUCUUCUCCUCCAUGACGCGGGUGCUGCCCUGGACCUACUGCACCAACCCCUGGAACACGCCCGACUGCACCGGGGUGCUGGACGCCACCAACGGCUCCGCCGCGCCGCCCCUCAACCUCACCCAGCUCCUCAACCACACGCUCAAGCGCGCCAGCCCCAGCGAGGAGUACUGGAGGCGGUACGUGCUGAAGCUCUCGGACGACAUCGGGAACCUGGGCGAGGUGCGGCUCCCCCUGCUGGGCUGCCUGGGCAUCUCCUGGGUCGUCGUCUUCCUCUGCCUCUUCAAGGGCGUCAAGUCAUCAGGAAAAGUGGUGUAUUUCACUGCCACCUUCCCCUACGUGGUGCUCACCAUCCUCUUCGUGCGCGGCAUCACCCUGGAGGGCGCCGUCACCGGGAUCAUGUACUACCUGACGCCCCAGUGGGACAAGAUCCUGGAUGCCAAGGUCUGGGGAGACGCUGCCUCUCAGAUCUUCUACUCGCUGGGCUGUGCCUGGGGCGGGCUCAUCACCAUGGCAUCCUACAACAAGUUCCACAACAACUGCUACAGGGACAGCAUCAUCAUCAGCAUCACCAACUGCGCCACCAGUGUCUACGCCGGCUUCGUCAUCUUCUCCAUCCUGGGCUUCAUGGCCCAGCACCUGGGGGUGGACGUCUCGCAGGUGGCCGACCACGGGCCCGGCCUGGCCUUCGUGGCCUACCCUGAGGCCCUGACGCUGCUGCCCAUCUCGCCCCUCUGGUCCGUCCUCUUCUUCUUCAUGCUCAUCCUGCUGGGGCUGGGCACGCAGUUCUGCCUGUUGGAGACGCUGGUGACGGCCAUUGUGGACGAGGUGGGGAACGACUGGAUCAUCCGCAGGAAGACGUUUGUGACGCUGGGCAUGGCCGUGGUGGGCUUCCUGCUGGGCAUCCCGCUCACCACCCAGGCUGGGAUAUACUGGCUCCUGCUGAUGGACAAUUACGCCGCCAGCUUCUCCCUGGUCAUCAUCUCCUGCAUCAUGUGCGUCUCCAUCAUGUACAUCUACGGCCACCGGAACUACUUCAAGGACAUUGAGAUGAUGCUGGGCUUCCCGCCCCCCCUCUUCUUCCAGAUCUGCUGGAGGUUCUUCUCGCCCGCCAUCAUCUUCUUCAUCCUGGUGUUCACGGUGAUCCAGUACCGGCCCAUCGCCUACAACACCUACGUCUACCCGCCCUGGGCCAUCGGCAUCGGGUUCCUCAUGGCGCUGUCCUCCGUGCUCUGCAUCCCGCUCUACGCCGUCUACAAGCUCUGCCGCGCGGAAGGGGACACGCUGCUCCAGCGUUUGAAAAAUGCCACUAAGCCCAGCCAGGACUGGGGCCCGGCGCUGGCUGAGCACCGGGCCGGGCGCUACGCCCCCGCCCCCAGCCCCCGCCUGGAGGUGCAGCUGCUGAACCCCGAGAAGCCGCGGAGCGAGGACGUCGCCCUCCCGGGGCAGGGCAGCAACGGCUCCGCCCACAGCCAGGACUCCAGACUGUGACCCCGCCCCGCCCUGCUCGGUGGCGCACUGCAGUGCCCCCUGCACCGGGCACCGCCGGGGGCUCCCCGUGUGUGCGUUCCCCCCCUGCUCCCCUCCCCACGGUGUGUUACCCCUCGUGUUUACAGUAGGGUCCCGCAGCUGGGCCCAGCGCACCGCCGGCAAGAGGGGAGCGGCUGCCCAGCCCCAGCCCGCCCGCGGGGGGGCCGCUCGGCAAGGGCCGAAGGAGCCGUGGAGGGCGGGUGGACCUGGGGGAGCAGUAGGAGCCCAGGGGCAGCUCGGCCCCUGCCCAGCCCGUGAUGGGUACAGGGAAGCCGGGGCCCACGUGUCCUGGGCUGGGGGCCAGGGGCUCCCAGCUGCCACAGGGGCCGUGCAGAUGGGGCUCUGGGAGGAGGGGGCCCAGGAGACCAGCUGCCAGGGCCAGGGGGCGCCAGCCCCGCUGUGGAGGGGCAGUGAA